Bradysia coprophila is the source of this 585-nucleotide messenger RNA. RefSeq lists its product as uncharacterized. NCBI's taxonomy places the organism in Eukaryota, Metazoa, Arthropoda, Insecta, Diptera, Sciaridae. Gene Ontology annotation, biological process: sleep; regulation of synaptic transmission, cholinergic; positive regulation of voltage-gated potassium channel activity. The record is from RefSeq and is a predicted model, not a curated record.
CGAUACGUGUAUAGUGUACUACGCCAUCCACCAAUCUACAUUAAGUAGCUCUGUGUCGUUAGAGACGGUCUUCAGUCGCACAGAUUCAAAAUGAUUUCGUUGAGAGCAGUCGUUUGUAUUUUCUUCGCAAUUCAUUUUACUUCUUCGCAUGCUCUUCAAUGUUAUGACUGCAUUUUUUACGAGGAUUACAAGAGCUCCGACCCGAGUUGUCAGUACAACCCGGACACUACAUUGCUGAAAACAUGCUAUGAUUUACCAUCGUUCAUAGAUGGUGAAACACCUGUGUGCAAAAAAGUCACCGGAUUUCUGAACGGAAAACCAGCCGUGAUACGUGAAUGUGCCCGUAGUUUAAGUGCAUUAGACGGAUUAUGUUCAUCCGAUGAAUUAAGAAUUGGAAAAAGCUUCACAAACGAUGCAUAUGGAUGUAUUUGUACAGGAGAACGAUGUAAUGGUGCAACAGAAAUUAAGUUCGGUUGCGCAUCAUUAUUCGCAAUAAUUGCUGUUCUUCAUGCAUUCUUUAAGCUUAUAUCAGCCAGAGACCAAUAUAUUAUGUAAAUUUUUUCCAAUUAAAUCAUUUUUAACGAA